CAGCGAGGUGGUGGAGCGGCGCACGGUGCACCACGAGAUCCGCUCGUCGACGAGCGCGCAGCCGCAGGCGUACACGGCGGUGGCCGGGCCGGCGCCCUCCGUCCGCCAGCAGGAGCCGUCGGCCUCCUCCGCCACCAAGGAGCUGGACGACCUGAUGGCCUCCCUCAGCGACUUCAAGGUAAAGGAGGAGCCCGGCGCGACCUCGCAGGUGGCGCAGGUCGUGGAGCUCGUUCGCCACAAACCGCAGCAGCCGCAGUCCGGGCCGCCCUCCCACGCCGCGGGGCUGGCCGCGGGAGGCGGUGAGAACGCAGGAGGAGGCCGCACACUCACGAAGGGGGACGACGACCCGCUGCUGGCCCAGCUAGAGGAAGAGAUCCUGCAGGGGACGGCCAUGUCCAAGAAGGUGAAGACGUCCGUCGAGCGGCACACGCACAAGGCGGCCGCCGUGUCCGAGCGGCAGCAGCAGGUGAGCGCGUCCGCGAACGGGGCGCCUCGCCAGGAGGAGCAAGCCCGUCCUCCGUCGGUGCCGCCGCCCCGCCCGCCGGUGCCCGAAGAGACCGACCUCCUGGCUGUGCCCCCACCGCGCCCCCCUGUGCCCCGAGGGUAUUCCGACACACCGCUCCCCCCCGAGGCCUAUGUCUUUGGCGGGACAGUGGUGACGCAGUCGGUGCUUCCGCGGGUAGGUGGAGGCGUCUUCGUCGAGCGCAGACACGUAGUGGACGGGCCCGCAGACGACCCCUUCAACCGGCCGCCCUCCGGAGGCCCCGUCAAGAGGAACGACGCCGAGUACCGGUGGGUGACGGACGCCACCAAGUACGAGUACAGGGAGGUCGUUGAUUUCCCGUGUGUCUCGGAGAGAAUCAACGCCAGCACCCUCCAGACGCAGGUGGAUUCCGCCUACGCCAAGCCGCAGAAGUCGGCCAAGAGUCCUUCGCCGCCCGCGCCCGCCCCCGCACCUCUCAAAGAACCGACGCCGCCCAAGGAGCCCUCGCCCACGCCCACGCCGCCCCAACCGAACCAGCUUGAUUCUAUGCUCGGUUCCCUGGCCUCACACAUGACUGAGCAGGGCAUCACCACCACGCAGAAGGGCUGCUGCAGCGCCUGCGACAAACCCAUCGUCGGACAGGUGAUCACAGCGCUAGGCAAGACCUGGCACCCCGAGCACUUCACGUGCGCCCACUGCAACCAGGAGCUGGGCACCAAGAACUUCUUCGAGCGCGACGGCCGCCCGUACUGCGAGGUCGACUACCACAACCUGUUCUCCCCGCGCUGCGCCUACUGCAACGGCCCCAUCCUCGACAAAUGCGUGACGGCGCUGGACACGACCUGGCACCCGGAGCACUUCUUCUGCGCCCAAUGCGGGAACACGUUCGGCGACGACGGCUUCCACGAGAAGGACGGGAAGCCGUACUGCCGCGACGACUACUUCAACAUGUUCGCGCCCAAGUGUGGCGGCUGCAACGCGCCCAUCAUGGACAACUACAUCUCCGCCCUCAACGCACAGUGGCACCCGGAGUGCUUCGUCUGCAGGGACUGCCGCCAGCCCUUCAACGGAGGCUCCUUCUUCGACCACGAGGGCAUGCCGUACUGCGAGACCCAUUACCACGCCAAGAGAGGCUCGCUGUGCGCAGGAUGCCACAAACCCAUUACAGGUCGCUGCAUCACCGCCAUGUUCAGGAAGUUCCACCCGGAGCACUUCGUCUGCUCGUUCUGCCUCAAGCAACUCAACAAGGGCACCUUCAAGGAGCAGAACGACAAGCCCUACUGCCACGGGUGCUUCGACAAGCUCUUCGGCUGAGGAGGAGGCACGUGGAGGGCGCGGCCGGCGUGGGGGCAGCCCGCGCUGGGUGGCCGGAUGAGCGGUGGUUCGCACAAAGAGGGUGUGAGGCGACGAGACGACCAACCUUGUUUACCAGGAGGAGGAGAAGAUGGCCGCGUGAACUGUGUAUAUAUUCCAUAGGACAAAAAAGAGUAGAUAUAUUUCCCGUUGUAUUAUUAAUCUCUGUGUGCCUGUCGGGGCGAGUAGAGCGAGCGGAAAGCGGAGCCGACGUUACUCUCGUGAUCGGUGAAAUGCCAUGUUGUUUCCGACCCCACACACGGCUCGUUAGGACCCCAGCACGCGCACUGUGUCGACUUGGUUGUAGCAACUUCCCGGAUCAGACGCCCUGCUCACACCAAGAUGGAAAAGCAAAGUAUUACCAAGUGUUGUGUAGUGAUUUUGUAAUUUCAUACUAUUUGAAGUUGCUGAAGUAUUUAAACGUUUUGGCAAGAUUUGAAUACAGGGGGAUGUUCUUAUUUCGCAUGUUGGUUUGGUAUGUCAAGGUUCUAACCGAUUUUUUAAAUAAGGUAUUACACUACGCUCAGAAAAAUAGAUUUUUUUUGCGGGAAAUAACAAACGCUAUUAAUCUGGUGUCUAAGUUUAUAUAUAUUUUUUCCCAAAGUUUUUGUAGGACAGAGAGUGCAUUUACACUUAUUUUGGUGUUAUGAUGGUAUUGGUGUUGUGAUUAAAAUAUAUUUAUGUGUUUAUUAAGGAUUUAACAGACUUUCCAGCAGGGGCAACAGUCCACAACCCCUCGAUCAAAACUAGCAGUUAGUUCAGAUAAAAAACAUGCCUUUUAACUAAUUUCUUGCACAAAUUUUGCGGAUUUUCUCUUUCUCUCUUAUUUUAGAUGCAUAUAUAUGUAUUCAGACAUUGAAAAUGGGUAGAGUUCCUUACUGGUGCAAAACAAUAUUAUUUUUAAUUAUUGUUAUUAUAGUUGUGCGCAGAUGCUAACAAAGCACACAUAUUUGCUUCUUCCUUCUGUAUGCUAGAUUUAGGAGUAAGCUAAACAGUUCUCCCCCUGAAUUAAACUUAUAGCACAAGAAAGCAAUACGUUUAAAAAUGGUGAAGGUAUCUAUUUUUUGUUUGCUAGAGUGCAAUAGAAAUGUUAUUUAUAUGACAUCAGUCUCGUUUAUUUUUUCGUCUUCUAAAAAGCAAGUAAAGUACGUAUGCCAUUCUGAUGUAGCAGGACAAAAGACCUCGAAGAAUUUCCUGUUUUUGUCACCAUUAUGAUUUACAUAAUCCUUUGCACUGUGCUGUUAGUCGAGUAUUGAUAUGUGAAGUAUGGUAUGACUGCAUCACUGCCACAUCUUUUUAUGAAUAUUGCCAUCUCUGAGCUCAAAGGUUACAGGCGAGUGUUUUAUAUUGUUUUAGUGCACAUUUGCCAUGGAAAUGUUGACAAUAGGAUGCAGAAAUCACAUGUAAAGACAGUGGUCUAUAUUCGUUGCAGCAAGAGGUUGCAAUUAAUUAUUGUAUGUGAAAUGUUAACAAGUAUAUUUUAUUGAUAUGAAAUGUUUACUGACAUUAGUUCAUCUGUACUUGUCAUUAGUUUUAGAAUUACCAUUUUUUGUAUAGUACUUGUGUAUUUUCAUACUGUCUUGAAUAACCAGAUGGGUCAUUCAAUAAUACCUUUUUGCUUCCAUUUUAUGACUAAUAUUUUGUUUCUCUUUUCCCCCCAAAAAUGUAUUUAUUGGAGAGUGGGUCUGGUUUCAGAAUUUUUGCUCAUCUUUGAAGGUACUCAGAUUAUGCCAAUGGAAUAAUCACAUCCUGUAGUUUUAUUCAUAGAGUCGAAUCCCAUCAGAUGAAGAUUUAUUGCGCAUGUACAGAGGUAGAGCUACCUAGCUACAUCCCCCCCCCUCCCAGGUCAAUUUCAAAAGCUAUCAGGAAUCACAAAUUUCAACGUAAAACUAACAAUGGAGUCCCAUGUUAGCUGUAAGAGUAAAACUAAGUCAUCUUUUUUAACAGGUGUUAGCGCAAAUUAAAGAUAUGUCUGCAUUGAGACAAAGUCCAUGUCACAUUUUAAAUUUUGAUUGCCCCCUUAUAUUAACACAAUUUCUCAUUUCUUGUGUGUUCGUAUGUUCUAUACUGAUUAUUUGUUUGUGCUAGUUAAAGACAAAUAUUUUACCAAUAAAUAGAGAGGUGUUUUUUUUAUUAAUUAUUUGUUAUUUUUGGGAAAAUAAUUAUCUGUCAGGGAAAGUGAAAAUAAAUUGCUUCUUGCUUUACAGGCCCUGUAUGAUUUCACACUGAAAGAACGUUUUCCAACCUAGUAAAUGCUCAAAUAUAUAAAAGAUCAUAAUAUAAUUAGUGCCAGCAGAUGCAGAUUCAGAAGCCAUACAGGAUGCCUUUCAAGUGAGAUUAAAAAAAAGUGUACAGACAUAUGCAAUGUAUUUUAGGAAUUUGGGUGUGAUUUGCCACAUACUGCACUGCUUGGUGGAAGGGCAUUUUACCAUGCUAGGGAUUACACUUUGCUGUGUUACUAGCCUUCACAUCCUUUUUGUCAUCUGUCAAGCAUAUGCAGUAUUUUUAUGCCAUGUCCUUAUGCUAUAGUUCAAUAAAACACCACAAUUUUAA
Messenger RNA from Penaeus vannamei (Pacific white shrimp), 4390 nucleotides. The record is from RefSeq and is a predicted model, not a curated record. NCBI's taxonomy places the organism in Eukaryota, Metazoa, Arthropoda, Malacostraca, Decapoda, Penaeidae.